This is a messenger RNA of Phyllopteryx taeniolatus (common seadragon), 1718 nucleotides long. RefSeq names its product small ArfGAP 1 (gene smap1). The transcript is spliced from 9 exons. The coding region runs from base 168 to 1388 and encodes 406 amino acids. Gene Ontology annotation, molecular function: GTPase activator activity; metal ion binding. Gene Ontology annotation, biological process: regulation of clathrin-dependent endocytosis. The record is from RefSeq and is a predicted model, not a curated record. NCBI's taxonomy places the organism in Eukaryota, Metazoa, Chordata, Actinopteri, Syngnathiformes, Syngnathidae.
CGAGAAUUCCUGUGGGCGGAGAAGCGAUUCCGGUUCCGGGUGUCUUCAUACCAGUCGGAGGCGUUCGCGUUUCUGAUUAUGAUCUUUUAUCGGAAACUUUUCUCGACCAUCGACGGAUUCUUGUAGUCGCUUUUUUUUAUUCGGCAAGUUAAACGGAAUAAGCGAACAUGACGACUCGCUCAGAGAGAGAGAAGGCCGAGAAACUGAACGAGCAGCACCAGGCCAUCCUGUCCAAAAUGCUCAGAGAGGAAGACAACAAGUAUUGUGCCGACUGCGAGGCGAAAGGUCCCAGAUGGGCGUCUUGGAACCUGGGAGUAUUUAUCUGCAUUCGGUGUGCGGGCCUCCACAGGAAGCUCGGUGUCCACAUAUCCCGAGUGAAGUCAGUCAACUUGGACCAAUGGACCUCAGAUCAAAUCCAGCGUAUACAGGAUAUAGGAAACACCAAGGCCAGGCAGCUGUAUGAGGCCAACCUUCCAAAAAACUUCAGACGACCUCAAACAGACCAAGCAGUUGACUUAUUCAUCAGGGAUAAAUAUGAGAAGAAGAAAUACUACAGCAACAAUGUGACCAACGGAGGCAGUCCUAAAGAUUGUACCAAGAAAGAGAAGGAGACAGAGCGAGGGAGCAAGGUGUCAUCUUACACCAAGAAGAAUGACGAGUCAAGGCCAGUCCCUAAAAUCAGCCCAGUUAAGUCAUCAGAACCUGCGGUGAACCUACUAGGACUUGACGCACCGGCAGCUGCACCAAGCAACAAUGGGAUCACGAGCACAAGCCAGAACAAUAAUGACCUGGACAUAUUUGGUCCUAUGGUAUCCAACCCCCUACCCUCAUCCACAUCAACUGCUCAGUUUCCUCAGGUGAGCUCCAGCAGCGUGGCAGGCACGCCCACACAACCCCCAGCAGCAGUAGUGGGUGGAGCCGGGUCAGGACAGGGCAACCUUGACCUGUUCAAUGACAGCAGCAGCACAACUAAGACAGAAGAUAACGCAAAGAAGCCAUUGUCCAAGGACUCCAUCUUGUCACUCUAUGGAACCAACAUGUCACCACAGGCUCCGGCUGGUGAGCCAUCAGAUGUCAGGGUUGCAUCUGAACGGUGCAGCCAGACACAUGGCCUUCACUCAGCCUCCAACUGCUAUUGGUGGCUGGGCCGCACCCGGAUCCGGUCAAACUAUGAGCACACAACUUUGGAAGUGAGCUUUUCGGUGAGACGGACGGACAGAGGAAGGGUGGUGGUUGCAGAAAGUGCAAAAGCUCUUUUGUGUGUGUCUGCACCUCACUAUGAACCGACGUCUGUUUUCACUCUGGACCAGCCUUCAAGAACAUGGAUGUUGUAUCUCGACUUGCCCCCUCUCCUGCUUUCUCUGUCUCUCUCUCUCUCUAUUGUGUGAGUGAAUUGGGAGUCUCACAACCUGGCAGAUGCUGCCUGUUGUAUAUGGUUUUUGAGCAUUACUUUUAUUUUCCUUUUUUGGAAAACAAAUAGAAGGAAAUAACAGUCCCAACAAAAAUGGUAUUGACAUAUCAGAAAAGCUGCAGGACCAGUUACACAAGCUUUUAUUGUAUCAUUAUAAGAUUAUAGAACAUUUAAAUGAAUAGUAUUUAAAGGGGGAAGAUAAGACUAAUCCUGUCGGUCUGUACUGCUCCCAAGUGUACAGCGCUGUAUAACCUUUUAAAGCACCUGUGGUUCCCCUCUUACAAAAAUAAAGUUGUGUUAAAUAGUG